CGGUAACCCGCGGGUAUUCACACGGUUGUGAAGAGGACUUUGCCCAUAACGCGAUUCAUCUGUCUGUGGUGCACCAAAUGCAGACCAAAACGUACUUCAACAAGAAAAGGUCAUGUAAGUCCGAUGACAAACACCUGGGGGCGCUGUAGCUAUUUCCUGUUGAAACCCAGAGGCAUCAUUCAGACGGACUGACUUUGUAUCAACACCUUUGAAUUCCCCUUGACCGAGCUUCCCUUUCUCUGUGUGGUUCUGACUCGUUUUGUAAGUAUUGCUUACUUUUCUGAGGGAUUUGGACCAAAAUGUGAUCAAUGAGUGCAUCAGAAAGGAAUGUGGCUCCACCAAAGCGACCACAGUGUUGCUGAAAAACGACCAUAAUUCUGCCAUACUGACAAGCGUAAAACCACCAGGGCUAACCGCCAAUUUAAUGGGUCCUUUUUCUGAUGUGUUGUGUAUGUUAUCCAUAUGUUGAAGAAUGCGCACAGAGACCUAUUAGUCAGUCUGCGUUCUGUGAUCAAAAUGUUGGGCCUGUAGGCUUUGUUCAGGGUAACGUUACCUUUCUCUGAUUCUUUUGAGAUGCUUUGAUGGAAAACUCUCUGCAGACAACCAGGACAGACAGACCUGAACAAAUAAUGGAGGGUGGACGCGGUGGGGAGUAGUCAGUCGUGCAGCCCUUACUCAUUGGUUGCCUCAGACACAGUAGCUCUCCCUCGCACUCUCUCAUAAAUGCGCUCCCACCACCGACCGUAGCAGAUAAUCACAGGCCACUGUGAGAGGGACACACCUUCCGCUGAUUUUGCCACAGUUUACACGGGGAUGCGUUUCGAUUUACGAAAAGGUGUCAUCAGACCAAGAUUUGAGUCGUGUUUUCAGCUUGCAGUUUCGCAAUUUUGCGAUUUUUGUGCAUAGGUUUACGAGAUUGCUCCGCUCCAACUCGAAGAUGACUGGAGUUUUUGAGAACUUAAAUACUGAUAUGCAUUCGAACCAGAUUACCUCAAGCAGUUACCACAGCUUGCACAAAUCGCAGGAGUCUCCGACUCUCCCGGUGUCCACGGCGACGGACAGCAGCUAUUAUAACAGCCAGCAGCCGGGCCAUUGCGCAGGGUCUCCUUUUGGCCAACUCGGCUCUUACCAGUACCACGGCAGCGCCACGAGCACUGCGCCAUAUAAUGCAAAGACUUACGACCUUGGUUUCAACUCAUCUUAUGGUGCAUACAGCUCCUACGGCUCCAGCUCCUCUCCCACUCCAGCCGAUACAGAGAAAGAAGAGAGCGAGCCAGAAAUCCGGAUGGUUAAUGGAAAACCAAAGAAGGUCAGGAAACCUCGAACCAUUUAUUCCAGCUUCCAACUGGCUGCACUUCAACGGAGGUUUCAAAAGACGCAGUAUUUGGCUUUACCAGAACGGGCCGAGCUGGCAGCCUCGCUGGGCCUUACGCAAACACAGGUCAAAAUCUGGUUCCAAAACCGCCGCUCCAAGUUUAAGAAAUUGUGGAAAAGUGGAGAAAUCCCCCCAGAGCAACACGUUGCUUCCAGUGAAUCUCCCCCCUGCACGUCUCCGCCAACUACUGCCUGGGACUUUCCACAGACUCAAAGAAUGAACAGUGUCAACCCCAGUUUACCUCAGAGCAGCAGCCCUCCCAACACGACUGCGCCUUCAUCGUUUUUGGCAAACUACUCCUGGUACUCAACCACGAACUCUACGACGCAUCUGCAGCCUCUGGUCCAGCACCACCACAACUCCGCCAUAAGCGCUGGGACGAUAUUCUGAAACAAAAAGCAAAAGCAUCGGGUUUAAAUCGGACAAUACUGGUGAAAACGAGAAAAAUGCCAAUACCUUCAUUUUGCAGACCUCCUGUGUGCGCCAUGCGAACUUUACGCGCAAGCAUCUAGAAGAAGUUAACGGAGCCAGACAGGUUCAUGGACCUUGCCAGUUUUCGCGCUGGCAAAUGGUAGACACAGAUUUCUACAGUUAUUUUUGUAUUUAUUUAUUUUGCUUAUGUCGAGCGAUGAAUGAACCACUAUUACCCAAAGCAAUCACAGCCUGGGCGCGAGCCUACUUUUACGCGGACGUCACUUUUUUUGCCAUUCCUGCAAAUAAAACAUUCAUCGCAGGACAACCUGUCACAAAUGUAGCACAAGUUAACUGUAUCCGUGCCUUUUUCAAUACGACCUCAUUUUGUUGUGCGAUAAAACAGCUUACCUUUAUCCAUUCCUCGUGUCAUUAGUUGAUUUGAAUAAACUGGGGGGUAAGUGUCUGAUUCCACGUUUGUAAAUAUUUUACCACAUCUUUUUAAUAGCCCACGUCGCGUUGAUUCUUUUUUUUAUGCUAUUGGUGCAAAUCCUUUAAUUAACCACCGUAAGCUACUGAUUGUCCCACCCUCAGAUUUACUUGUAUCACACUUAAUUGUAUUUUUGUCUUAUUUAUUUUAGCGGUGUUUCAUAUAUGGCCAGACGUUAUUUAAAUAAAAAUGUUUUCUGUGCACUUGCA
This is a messenger RNA of Scatophagus argus, 2485 nucleotides long. RefSeq names its product distal-less homeobox 2a (gene dlx2a). NCBI's taxonomy places the organism in Eukaryota, Metazoa, Chordata, Actinopteri, Scatophagidae. The record is from RefSeq and is a predicted model, not a curated record. The transcript is spliced from 3 exons. The coding region runs from base 938 to 1765 and encodes 275 amino acids. Gene Ontology annotation, biological process: cell differentiation; embryo development; negative regulation of transcription by RNA polymerase II. Gene Ontology annotation, molecular function: DNA-binding transcription factor activity, RNA polymerase II-specific; RNA polymerase II cis-regulatory region sequence-specific DNA binding.